AUGGACGAUAGCGAGGCUGGACUAGACGCCGAGACUGAGUCACCCGUGUCGGUGGAGGGUGACCGACUUACCGACAUGCUCAGAGAUUUGUUCAAGAGUGGGGGUUUGGACGACUACGACGAGAUCAUGGAGCACCUCAAGAUCCCGGAUGGAUUCGUUUAUGCUGUCAAAAACUGUGUGGAGCAGAUGGCGAAUGAAAAGUUUAUCGUUGAGAGGAGGAAAAUGGGGGAUGAGAAGAUCGAAAUCUUGAAUGCUGCUGGUCGGUACAUCGAACAUCUUGAGAAGAGAGUAAAGGAUAGCAAGAAGGUGAUUGGCGGUCUUGAGAAGGCCAAGCAUGAUCUUGAGAAGGAAGUAAAGAGGCUCCAAGAAGUGAUAGAUGGGGCUGAGGGGGUUAUGUCCGAACUUGUGGAAAAGGAAAAGGAUGAUAAGAAGCAUAUUCAGGAUCUUGAGGAGAUGGUGCAAGACCUCAGUGACCAGGCCAUGGGCUGA
Molecule: messenger RNA, 489 nt
Organism: Sordaria macrospora k-hell
Lineage: Eukaryota; Fungi; Ascomycota; Sordariomycetes; Sordariales; Sordariaceae
Molecular function (GO): protein dimerization activity
Source: RefSeq, a predicted model, not a curated record